AGAGAUGAAACUCCGCAAUCGCAAAGAGUACUUUUAGUGUAAAAGAGUGUAAAUAAAGUGCAUAACCAAAAAUCCAAAAUGAAGUCGAGUUUUUCAAUUUUGUGCAUAAUUGUGGCAUUUUUUUUCUGUUUCGUUGGAAUGAUCAAUGCUGACAUCAGGCCAGUUCCUGGCGAUUGUACUAAAUAUCAACUUUGCGAUGGAAGUGGAUGCUUCGUCCAAACUUGUGGGAUUGGUACUGAGUUUAAUCCUAGAAUUAAUGUGUGUGAUUAUCCUCUGAUGGAUCGAUCUGACUGCGGUAAUCGUGGUUGAAUAUUUAGAAGUUUCUUAAACUAUAACAAUAUUUAUAUUUAAUUGAUAUACAAAUAAACGACUAAAAAAGUU
Molecule: messenger RNA, 381 nt
Organism: Belonocnema kinseyi
Lineage: Eukaryota; Metazoa; Arthropoda; Insecta; Hymenoptera; Cynipidae
Exons: 2
Coding region: 79-309 (76 amino acids)
Cellular component (GO): extracellular region
Molecular function (GO): chitin binding
Source: RefSeq, a predicted model, not a curated record